Messenger RNA from Prosopis cineraria, 420 nucleotides. Its product is annotated as peroxidase 5-like. Bases 1 to 420 code for a protein of 139 amino acids. The record is from RefSeq and is a predicted model, not a curated record. Lineage: Eukaryota; Viridiplantae; Streptophyta; Magnoliopsida; Fabales; Fabaceae. Gene Ontology annotation, cellular component: plant-type cell wall; plasmodesma. Gene Ontology annotation, molecular function: peroxidase activity; heme binding. The transcript has 4 exons. Gene Ontology annotation, biological process: response to oxidative stress.
AUGGCUGCCUCAUGCACAUCAAUGGCUUUGGCCGAAGUGGCCUCUACUUCAGCUUCUUUGAAGGUGGGCUUUUAUAAAUCAACAUGUCCUUCUGCUGAAGCAAUUGUAAGCAAAGCUGUCAACAAAGCCAUUUCUGCGAACCCGGGCAUCGCUGCUGGAUUGAUCAGACUGCAUUUCCAUGACUGCUUUGUGAGGGGUUGUGAUGGUUCAGUGUUGAUAGAAUCUAAACCUGGAAAUACAGCUGAGAGGGACCAUCCAGCAAACAACCCUAGCUUGCGAGGCUUCGAGGUGAUCGAGGAAGCUACGGCUGAAAUUGAAGCCGUGUGUCCUCAAACAGUUUCGUGUGCAGACAUUGUCGCUUUUGCUGCUCGAGACAGUGCUUAUAAAGCUGGUCGAAUAAACUAUGAUGUUCCCGCUUGA